Prunus mume (Japanese apricot) is the source of this 677-nucleotide messenger RNA. The record is from RefSeq and is a predicted model, not a curated record. Lineage: Eukaryota; Viridiplantae; Streptophyta; Magnoliopsida; Rosales; Rosaceae.
AUGAAACUUCUAUUGGAAUUGAGAACUCGCAAAGUGCCUAAGGUUGGCUAUCCAACAUUGGGCGGAUUUGCAGAGUUCGUAUCUGAAUUUGACAUGCAAGUGUUCUUGAGACUGGUAGUGCUUUUAGCCCUGCCAUGUUUGAAGGCGUUUUUAAAAUUUUUACUCCAGAUAUACCAACUAGCAUCUCGGGCAGGCCAAGACAAGAAGAUGCUCAGGAGUUCCCUUAGCUUCAUUAUGGAUCAGAUGCAUGAUGAAUUACUUAAGCUUGAAGGACAGCCCUCGAAGGAAAGACGAACUUUUUUUAAAGAAGGGUGGGUGACUAUCAAAGAGCAUUAUGUCAGGCCUCCAAGAUGGUGGAAAGAAUUUCAUCUUCAAGAUGGACGCAGACAUUAUAGUCAUCAAUUUGUACUGAAAUGCUGGAUUUGGAAUCAAAAUUUUGUUACUCUUCGUUGAGCCAGCAAUUUGUAUAUUGUAUUUCAAGGGAUAUGUAUAAUGCCAUAGUCUGACUGAAGUUGUAUUAAUUUAUGCCGAGCCGUCCUUAGCUUGGGGUGGCUAUCAUUAUCAGUAUAGAAUUCUGUAAGGGGAAAUGUCUGAUAUAAUCACUUUCUGCAGUUUUAUCUUGACAAUUUCUGUUUCUUUUCCCUUCUCUUUUCAAAUUGCGCAAGAAAAAGAAAAGC